This is a messenger RNA of Cinclus cinclus, 783 nucleotides long. Its product is annotated as keratin-associated protein 5-3-like. Bases 1 to 783 code for a protein of 260 amino acids. The transcript is spliced from 2 exons. The record is from RefSeq and is a predicted model, not a curated record. NCBI's taxonomy places the organism in Eukaryota, Metazoa, Chordata, Aves, Passeriformes, Cinclidae.
AUGAUUUACUCCUCGGGAAGAGAAUCCUACUUCAACCUGAACUCCACCUGGUACGACCCGUCGGGCUCCUGGCUGGACACGCGGCGCACGCCGUUCCGCUACGGCUACGCCAACUGCUGCUCCUCGGGCUGCCAGGGCGAGGGCGUCGAGGGCAUGAGGGGCCAUGACUACCGGCACUACGGCUACCGGCAGCCCCGCUGCUCCGAGCGCUGCCACGGCUACUCCGGCUCCUCGGGCUCGUGCCACGGCUGCGUCAGGAGGCCAACGUACAGCUACGGGGCAUCGGGAGGGUGCCAGGGCUACGGGAGGUCCGUGUGCUCUGAGAGGUGCCAGGGCUCCUCGGGCUCGUGCCACGGAGGGGGGUCCAGCUGUGUCAGGAGGCCCACGGUGUCCUACGGGGGUUCAGGGGGGUGCCAGGGCUACGGGAGGUCCGUGUGUGCCGAGAGGUGUCACGGGUCAGGGGCUCAGGGUGGCAAGCCGUGCUGUGGGAAGCCCAUGCAGAGCAUCCCAGUGCAGAGCUGUCCCCAACCAGUGCAGAGCUGUCCCCAACCAGUGCAGAGCUGUCCCCCACCAGUGCAGAGCUGUCCCCCACCAGUGCAGAGCAUCCCAGUGCAGAGCUGUCCCCCACCAGUGCAGAGCUGUCCCCCACCAGUGCAGAGCUUGCAGAGCUGUCCCUGUCCCUGUCCCCCUCCGAUCCAGCAGGGCUGUGUUCCUGUGGCCAAGGGCAUCCCCCGCCAGCAACAGAAGCAGAUCUGCAAAGUUCCAGCCCGGAAGAUCAAAUAA